AUGCCGGGAGGUAUCCACGCUCCGAUUGAGGAGAUAUUGAAAUGGCCUACACCAAACUACGUCAACCCCACUACGAGACCGAACACCAUUCUUUUAAUCACGUGUAUCUGUGGGCCUGUUACUUUCGCUAUGUUGAUGGCACGUCUUUGGGUCAGGUUAUUCCAUCAGCGUAACCCUGGCUGUGACGAUUGGCUGGUGGUAGCUGGCACUAUCCCCACGAUCGCGGCCACGGUGCUCUUUCCGUUGGCAACUCACAGCGGCUUCGAUCGACACAUAUGGGAUGUCAAUCUCUUCAAAGACCCUGAGAAGGUGGUGGUCGCACGGAAAUACGUUCUUGCCAUUCUGUGCAUCUUUUGUACUGCAUCUGGUCUGAUCAAGAUCUCCAUCCUUCUUUUCUAUCGCCGUCUAUCCUCUCGUGUCGUCUCGAACCGCUUUCGAUGGGCAACCUGGCUUACAAUCGGUUUCAUCGCUGCAUCCACUAUCGCUUUCACACUCGCACCCAUCAUUGGGUGUGAUCCGAUCUCCGCGUUCUGGGACCAAGCGAACUACGACAAGUUGAUCAAAGGGUACAAAUAUCGCUGCUUCGACGAAGGAGCAGAUGUCUUCUCUGCAAGCGUCAUCUCUACGGUCCAAGAUCUGAUCACAGCCAUACUACCGACUUUCCUGUACUGGAACCUCCGGAUUCCGGUACGCCAAAAGAUUGCCUUGUUCGGCAUCUUUGCUAUUGGGUACGGUGUGGCUGCUCUUGGUGCUAUGCGUGCCUACUACAGCUGGCAGAUCUACUUUGGGACUUACGACGUCACUUGGGUUACCUGGGAUCUCUUCAUCGUUACCAUGCUAGAGCUGCACGUCGGCUGCUUUUGCGCCAAUGCGCCCACCCUCAAGGUCUUUUUCAAGCACUUCUUCCAUGAGACAAUCACUUCGAGCACCAAGCGGUCAAACACUUCUGGACAGAAAGAUCGGAAGAAUAGUGACCUCUUCGGCACGAAGUCCAGCAAGUCGUUAGCAGGUAUGCUCAAAGAGGUUUCUAGCUUUGACUCGAAGGGCAGCAGCACUCACAGCAGGGACGGCUAUCUGUCUGAGCCUCAUGCAGAGAUCUCAGUCGACGCGUAUGGUAGUGUCCAAGUUCCAAAGGACAUUCAUGUCGCUCGAUCUCCGCCACUCUCCAUCAUUAUCGAGUCUACUCGCCGUGAUCUCCGGGAAUCUGCAGAUACCACAGACAUGAUAUGCGCUCAAUACUAUGAUGACAUUGAGUUGGGUCGCUACACCACAGGGCGAAACUCGCAAGUAUCGAGUCUGCACUCCCAUGGCAUUUUCGACGACGCAGAUAUCGAAGCGCUACCGGACAUGCCACAAACGCCUAGAUCAUCGCGAUCGAUGAGGUCAUUUAUGUCUUUCAAUCGCCAACCUCGGUCAUCACGGUCAUCUACUCAUCCUGAGUGGUCAAGCUGGCCGUUACCUGCCACUAUUGCGGAGGAAAGACAUGAAAGUGGGUCCCGCUCGAACUUGUACCAUCCGCGGAGCACUAGUCAACGGAAGCCACAAUGGCAAACCUGGACCUGA
This is a messenger RNA of Macroventuria anomochaeta, 1563 nucleotides long. RefSeq lists its product as uncharacterized. The transcript has 3 exons. Lineage: Eukaryota; Fungi; Ascomycota; Dothideomycetes; Pleosporales; Didymellaceae. The record is from RefSeq and is a predicted model, not a curated record. The coding region runs from base 1 to 1563 and encodes 520 amino acids.